Messenger RNA from Apis dorsata (giant honeybee), 2210 nucleotides. RefSeq names its product trace amine-associated receptor 9. The transcript has 10 exons. Gene Ontology annotation, biological process: neuropeptide signaling pathway. Bases 536 to 1780 code for a protein of 414 amino acids. Gene Ontology annotation, cellular component: membrane. Lineage: Eukaryota; Metazoa; Arthropoda; Insecta; Hymenoptera; Apidae. Gene Ontology annotation, molecular function: corazonin receptor activity. The record is from RefSeq and is a predicted model, not a curated record.
AUUUUCCUUUAUUAUAUUGAUUUAUUUAUUUUAUGCUGAUUUUUCACAAUUCUUCUUAAGAAUUUUCAAAUCCAAGUGUGAUUAUCUUUUCUCUAGUGUGAUUUAAAUAUUUAUCAAAUGGCUUCUAUCAAAUUUUUUUCAUAUAUGAAGAUAUCUUAAUCGAUUGUGCCUUGGCAUCAUAUGCCAUUUGAAAAUACAAUUUUAUAACGAUGAAAAUGAGAAGUAAAAGGAAAAUUGAAAUUGAACGAUUUGUGAAUCGUGAAAUUGGAAAGGUGGAUGUCGAAUAGUGUCGAAUUUAAUAUCGGUUGAAGUGAAUAAAUUGUUUCAGUUGGUGCGUAUAACAAUGACGGAUGUUGAGAUAGUUAUUCCAAGUGGUGGUAAAAUGAGGGUAGCCGGACCAGAAGUACGGGAGAGAUGAAAAAUUGUCGGGUCGCGCAUUUGCCAGCCCAGCCUCAUACGAGACGCGAAUGUCUCGUUUGGGCUAGGAGAUUAUACGCGAGUUUUCAACCGUUUAAAAACGUUAACCAAAGAGAAAAUGGAACACAAGCAAACAAUCUUGCUUGCACCAGCGCUGAGCAACAGCAGCUGUUGGCGGAGAGACACGUCCGAAACCACUUGGACUGGACCAGGCCCUGGAGAAUUGUUACGCGCUACUCUAAUUCUCGUGCUCAGUCUCGGUAUUCUUUGUGCCAAUUUGUUGGUAAUAUGCGUCAUAAAUAGCAGACGAUACAGCAAAUAUAUUCACGCACAGCCAAAGUACUUACUGACAAGUUUAGCGAGCAACGAUCUUGCUAUUGGUCUUCUGGUUACACCAUUCGGCUUUCUACCAGCUGUUUAUGGAUGUUGGCCUUACGGCGAAAUUGUGUGUCAAAUACAGGCGCUUCUUAGAGGAGCUUUGACCCAACAAAGUGCCGUUAUCCUUGUUUGUAUGGCGAUUGAUCGUUACGUUUGUAUGCUGCAUCCACAUCAUUAUCACAAACACGCAUCUAAAAAGUAUUACAUGCGGCAGGGUUGCGUAGCAGUGAUGUCGACUACUUGGAUAGCGAGCGUGGCAAUUUUCGGUGCUCUCGUGCUUCCAAGAGGAGGUUAUUACUUCAACGAUUCCGGUCUUCUCGCCUGUGAUCCUUUUUUUGCCAGGGCUUCCCUCAGAAUUCUCGCGUGUUGUUGUUUUUAUUUUCCUACGACGAUGGUGCUGAUGUAUUGCUAUGGUUCAGCCUUUCACGUUAACAAACUGCGCUUAAAAAGGGUGGUUUGCGUUAACACACCGGAGGUCGUUAGCGGAGGCCAUAUGGAGAGGCUUGUAGCUCACGAGAGACGAUUGUCAACUUCUGCUUCUCGAACAAUGGCUGCGAUGAGUUUAGGAUUCAUUGUUAUGGUCACGCCAUGGACGAUUCAGGAAGUCGUUGCAGCUUGUACCGGAAGCAAACCACCACCAUUCCUCGACUUCCUCGCCACGUGGCUUGCGCUUUCCAACAGCUUUUGGAAUCCGUUCCUCUAUUGGCUGCUCAACAAUCACUUUCGUCGUAUUUCGAGAGAACUUCUCUACACUAAGGUACUUUGUAGGCCGAAACCUUUGGGACCGAAACAACAUUGUUGCGCCACUAGCACAGGUGGUCUUGAUGUUUGUAACAUGGCAGGAGUCGAUUUAUCAGGUUUAGAGCGUUGCUCAAUAGACCGUUUUUCAAUGGCUCGAUGUUCCUCUUCUUCGUUAGCCAAUACACCACCACCACUUCCUUGGGAAACCGGACAUGUCCUACAUAACGACGCUACGCCAACGUGAGUUAGGGAUGCCGUCACGCAAACGGAGGAUAUUGAAUCUCCAACGCAUGCUAGUUAGUAUAGCGUGGCGGCAGAACAUCAUUCCGUGACUCGUAAUCUUGGAACGGAGCGAUCAUCGCAUCCUCGAUCUUUUUCAAAUAAUUCGUCUUUGUCGAUAAUAGAAUAUUCUUUGUACGAAGAAAGUGCACAAAUCCGACGCGAUCGCUGUUUCUAUUUGGAAAAUACGUGUUUCAAAAGCGUGCCGGAUUUAAUUCGAGAUCUUGAAUUUAAUUGACGUAAUAAUCUCAAAUGUUGCCGAAGAAAAUAUAUUGUGCUGUAAUUUGCGAUCAAGAAUCAAAUUCGUAUAAUGGACAUUACGAUUUUGUACUAAUCAAAAGUUCAAAGUAUUUUUUAUUAUAGAUGAAGCACAAACUUCUUUCGACCGAAAGAAA